AUGGCGGCGGCGGAGCCGGCGGUCCCGGCGCUCCCCGGCAGCGGCGGCGCGGGCGCGGCGGCGCCGUCGGGCACGGUCCCGGUGCUCUUCUGCUUCUCCGUGUUCGCGCGGCCCUCGUCCGUGCCGCACGGCGCGGGCUACGAGCUGCUCAUCCAGAAGUUCCUCAGCCUGUACGGCGAUCAGAUCGACAUGCACCGCAAAUUCGUGGUGCAGCUCUUCGCCGAAGAGUGGGGCCAGUACGUGGACCUGCCCAAGGGCUUCGCGGUGAGCGAGCGCUGCAAGGUGCGCCUCGUGCCGCUGCAGAUCCAGCUCACUACCCUGGGAAAUCUUACACCUUCCAGCACUGUGUUUUUUUGCUGUGACAUGCAAGAGAGAUUCAGACCAGCUAUCAAGUAUUUUGGAGAUAUUAUUAGUGUGGGACAAAGAUUGUUACAAGGAGCCCGGAUUUUGGGAAUUCCAGUUAUUGUAACAGAACAGUACCCUAAAGGUCUUGGAAGCACUGUUCAAGAAAUUGAUUUAACAGGUGUAAAAUUGGUACUUCCAAAGACCAAGUUUUCCAUGGUAUUACCAGAAGUUGAGGCGGCUUUAGCAGAGAUCCCUGGAGUCAGGAGUGUUGUGUUAUUUGGAGUAGAAACUCAUGUGUGUAUCCAGCAAACUGCUCUGGAGCUGGUUGGCCGAGGCAUAGAGGUUCAUAUUGUUGCUGAUGCCACCUCAUCUAGAAGCAUGAUGGACAGGAUGUUUGCUCUUGAGCGUCUUGCUCGAACUGGGAUCAUUGUGACUACAAGCGAGGCUGUUCUGCUGCAGCUGGUGGCUGAUAAAGACCAUCCAAAAUUCAAGGAAAUUCAGAAUCUAAUUAAGGCGAGUGCUCCAGAGUCGGGUCUGCUUUCCAAAGUAUAGGACAUCUGAAAGACUGGUAUGCUGUCACCAUGAUGUGGCAGAACUGUCAGCCCAGACAAGCUCCUGUCUCAACUAGAAUUAAAAAGUUAAGUAAAAAAUUGGCUCCUUUUUUGCGCCUCCUAGUGAAACUUAACCAGUUAGACUAUUUGGGUAUCGGCAUUUAGUUAACAAACAUCAAAGGCUUCAGGUGCUGCUUAUCUUUUUUUGUUAAUUAAUGUGCUUUUAUUUAUUAAAAAUAAUUACAAUGGAGGUGCCUGUUUUGUCUCUACUGUAUUUACUGAUCAUAACUUCCUAAGUGCACACUCUUGUAAAGUGUUCUGAAAUUGUGCGCUUUAAAGAAAAAAAUGUACCCAUAAUGGUUUGACUUUUGUAUUAUUGUGCAAUGUAUGUUGCAGUGUUAAUGUGGAUUCAGUGCUUUUCCUUUACAGGUUCUAUGAGAAUUUGAACAGUGGGUGUUUGUCUCUUGUUACCCUAUUCUUAACAUUGCAGUCAACUUACUUGAUUGAGUGAGUUGCAUUAAUUUAACCAGAGAAUAGAUUCACAACAUCUGGAAUAUUUCUUAUCAUAUGUACAAGAUUAGCAAAGAAGAUAAAGACUGGAUAAAAUGUAGUUUUAAAACGUCCAUCUUGUGAUACUUCCUCCAGCUUCCCUCUACAUGUUAUUCUUAAUGCAAAAGGGCAUCAAAAUGAUUUGAAAUAUUAAUUUUGUAGUCAUUGCUAUCCUUCAAUAAAUUUAUUUUCAUUAAAUUCUUAUUAGAUGGUUUUAAUGCUUUUUUAAUAUAUAUGA
Messenger RNA from Talpa occidentalis (Iberian mole), 1683 nucleotides. RefSeq names its product isochorismatase domain containing 1 (gene ISOC1). Gene Ontology annotation, cellular component: cytoplasm. The transcript has 5 exons. The record is from RefSeq and is a predicted model, not a curated record. The coding region runs from base 1 to 897 and encodes 298 amino acids. NCBI's taxonomy places the organism in Eukaryota, Metazoa, Chordata, Mammalia, Eulipotyphla, Talpidae.